Protobothrops mucrosquamatus (brown spotted pit viper) is the source of this 810-nucleotide messenger RNA. RefSeq names its product flap endonuclease 1-like. NCBI's taxonomy places the organism in Eukaryota, Metazoa, Chordata, Lepidosauria, Squamata, Viperidae. The record is from RefSeq and is a predicted model, not a curated record. Gene Ontology annotation, cellular component: nucleus. The annotation marks the transcript as partial. The transcript is spliced from 8 exons. Gene Ontology annotation, molecular function: RNA-DNA hybrid ribonuclease activity; manganese ion binding; DNA binding.
UUAGCCAAACGGGCCGCCGUCUCUGGAGCCAGGAGGGGGACCGCAGAGUCCGACGUUCCGGCGCGGCUCCCAAGACGAGACUCGGAGACGCUUUUGACUCUCCUGGGGGUCCCUCACAUCCAGGCCCCGGCGGAGGCAGAAGCCACAUGUGCCGUCCUGGUGAAAUCUGGCCACGCCUGGUGUGCAGCCACGGAAGACAUGGACGCCCUCCCCUUUGGGGCCGUGCGCCUCCUGCGGCACCUAAGCAUGAAGAAGAGCCGUCUGGAAGAGAUCUCCUUACCCACCGUCCUGCAGAAGCUGGGGAUGACCCAGGAACAGUUUGUGGACCUCUGCAUUCUGCUGGGCUGCGACUACUGCAACAAGAUCCGAGGAUGGGGCCCCAAGAAGGCCCUGAAGCUGCUGCAGCAUCACGGAAGCAUCGAGGAGAUCCUGCGGAAUACCAGUCGCCAGAGCCACCCGAUGCCGGACGGCUGGUGCCUGGAGGAGACACGGCGGCUCUUUCUGCAGCCGGAGGUGACGGAUCCAGGCCAGGUGGUGCUGGAGUGGAAGGAGCCGGACGAGGAGGGCUUGGUGAAGUUCCUGGCGCAAGAGAAGUGCAUGAAGGAGAGCCGAGUUCGAGGUCGCCUGAAGAGGUGGCGGGACACCCGCCUGAAUCUCAGUGAGGCUGCCAAGGGCAAGGGCAAGGGCAAGGCCAAGGCAAGGAAGGCAACUGCCAGCCGGACCAUGACGGAUUUCUUCCCGGUCAUGAAACGCCCAACCGUCCUAAAACGCCCAAACAAGCUCGAGAAAUAUUUUAUGGACGAGGAAUGA